GUUCAAAUGGGGCUCCUAGCAGCUCGUCGAUCGCAGAUGGUGGCCGGCCGACCGUCGCGAGCGCUCUGACGGAGUAGUAAUCGACCGCGUUGCACCGUGGCCGCGCUUCAAACCGACCUCACCCGUUGCCACGCCGAGCUCGAGUUGGUGUACUCGCUGAGCUAAUUUCUCAUUCUCUUCGUAGGGUUAACCAUCCGCUGACAGCGUUAGGUGAAAUCGAUUUUAGGAGUCACCUUUCACUUCCAACGGAGCACGUUAUACGUUUUGUGUUCUUUGUUGAAACUUGACGUGUUUGAUCGGCGGCCACCACGUGAGCGGCUCGCACAUGUGUUCGCUGCCGGCGACUGUGAUGCAGAUGACGACUACGGUUCAGCACGUGGGCAAGGCGGCGAUUGUGGUGCUUCAGAUUUUGCUACUUCACUCCCUCGUGUCCUUCGGUGCACAGAAAGCAGGUGGUGGUCGGUUGCCGCCGGCCUCCUCACCACAGGGGUCGUCAAAUGCGAGCUGCAGCAUGGCCGAGUUCGACGCCUGCAUGCGCAAGCUCAGCAGCAUCACCGAGUCGGACGAGCUUGCACUCGCCUCCACCAGGCACGAGCUGGACAUUCUCUGCAGCAAGUGGAAGGCGGGUCACCGCUGCGUCGACGAGCACAUGUCCCGCUGCUCGGACAGACUCAAGCAGAUCCUCUACAACGACGUGGUACAUGGCACGCGUCAGGUCAUGAAUGAGCUGUGCAGCCCGGGACGUAUGCAGAAUGAUUACCUUCGAUUGGCGCCGUGUUUCAAGAGCCUGUUCGUGGAGGGUGGCAAAUGCUCGCAGAAGUACAAGAGCAUGAUCCAGUGGUCCAAGGCAUCCACCGACAUGACAGAAGCCGCCAACGUCGAGGAAGGCCUCCGCAGGACCUGCUGCACGUUCAACGAGUACGUGCACUGCUAUUACGUCCACAUGCCGGAGCUGUGCGGCGAGGAAGGGCGCGACUUCUUCCGCACCUACACGGAAAAGAUGUCGGGGCCGCUGAUACACGAGCACUGUGCCUCCUACACGUACGACUCGACGUGCAGCGAGGCAGCCUCGGCAGCGGGGCCGUCCGCACCGCUGCGCCGGCACCGGCGGUGGGCGGCGGCCGCCUGCCUGCUGCUCACGGCUGCUGCCGCGUUGCUCUGACCACGUGGAUAGGCCUGGACAAGUGAUGUCUGCGAAUGUACUCCAUUCGACUCAACAGUGUUGUGCUGCGUGGGAGCUGCUUGACUGGUUGCUGUGCCAUGAAAUUCUCAGUACAUGAGGACGGUGUACGCAAAAUAACACUUCCUCUUCUUCGUGCUUGCUUGUUUUAGAUCUGAGCUCUUGGGCGCCCAUUCCUGCGGCGAGCGUCGACGUCGGCGUAACCGAGCAAAUGAGUAGAGCGAAGGAUAAAAGAGCGAACGCGGAACGCAACGAGGGAUAAAAGACGCGAGGAGGAAGGCGGAGGGUACGGCGAAAGCCUGAGAAGGAAAGCGCGGCGACGAUGGCUACGCGAUGACGCCACAGUAGCGCGCGUCGUCUGGGAGGUCCGUCUGCGGCGGCUGCUGUGAAUCGCGCCCACGCGUCACCCACGAGCGGCCUCUCGUGAUCUCCAGAUUACCGAGGCAUUCACGGCACACUUCACCAGUAACGUGACGCCUGAGACAGAUUGCCGCGCCAGCCAAUAUAUGGUGAAAUGAAAACAUAUAAGGCAGCACUCAAAUUUCGAGUUAAGGAGUAUCGUAAUCGUCGGUGAAUUUUUUUUCCUUGUCCUCUCAGCCCGUGCCCUCAAAUAGCCGACCUUUGUCUCCGUGCGCUUAGUCAGUUAGCCCAGUCACAAGCGUGUGCAAUGCGGCUGCUGAGCCGAGCCUGCUGUGGCACUUCGAAGCAUCCUGGCCAGUGAGAAGUGCUGAAUAUGUUAAGUCUCCAACACAAUGCAACGUCCCAAAAUAGUGAGCACGUGGAGCGCACUUGCGAUGUUUCCGGAGUGUUGUUGCCUGGUGUCGGUGGCCUAAUUUCACGCUGCGCGCGAUGGUCCCAAUGACAAAUUACGUUCCAACUGGGGUGCACACUUUAAGCGUUAUACCACAAGGAUCACAUCGCUGCCUGAAUAAAGCGUGGUCAUCGCGCUACGCAACAAAGAACGAACACUUUAACUACGAUAAAUGCACUGGUACCGUAAUCUUAUUGAGAGUGGAUACGCGAAUGCGAGGAGAAUAACCUCGUUAAAAACAUGCUGCGCGGCGUCGUGGCGCGACGCAGAAAACAAAAAGAAAAAAAGGGCACCCCCGUCACGAAUGGCUUGUAUUUUAAUUCUUUUUGUGGAACACUCACGAAAAGUAAUGGUUUCAUUCGAAUCAAAUGUGGACACAUUGCAUAAAUCACAUCCGCCGUGGUUGCUUAGUGGCUUUGGUGUUGGGCUGCUAAGCAAGAGGUCGCGUGAUGGAAUCCCGGCCACGGCGGCCGCAUGCCGAUGGGAGCGAAAUGCGACCAUCACCCUUGUACUUAGAUUUAGGUGCACGUUAAAGAAUCCGAAGUGGUCCAAAUUUCCGGAGUCCCCCCUCUACGGCGUGCCUCAUAAUCAGAAAGUGGUUUUGGCUAGUCAUCGUCAUCAUCAGCAGCAGCAUCAGCCUGGUUACGCCCACUGCAGGGCAAAGGCCUCUCCCAUACUUCUCCAACUACCCCGGUCAUGUACUAAUUGUGGCCAUGUUGUCCCCGCAAACCUCUUAAUCUCAUCCGCCUACCUAACUUUCUGCCGCCCUCUGCUACGCUUCCCUUCCCUUGGAAUGCAUUCUGUAACUCUUAAUGACCAUCGGUUAUCUUCCCUCCUCAUUGCGUGUCCUGCCCAUGCCCAUUUCUUUUUCUUGCUUUCAACUAAAAUAUCAUUAACUCGCGUUUGUUCCCUCACCCAAUCUGAUGUUUUCUUGUCCCUUAACGCUACCCCUAUCAUUCUUUUUUCCAUAGCUCGUUGCGUCGUUCUCAAUUUAAGUAAAACCCUUUUCGCAAGCCUCCAAGUUUCUGCCCCGUACGUGAGUACUGGUAAGACACAGCUGUUAUAAACUUUUCUCUUGAGGGAUAAUGGUAACUUGCUGUUCAUGAUCUGAGAAUGCCUGCCAAACGCACCCCAGCCCAUUCUUAUUCUUCUGAUUAUUUCAGUCUCAUGAUCCGGAUCCGCAGUCACUGCCUCUCCUAAGUAGAUGUAUUCCCUUACCACUUCCAGUGCCUCACUACCUAUCGUAAACUGCUGUUCUCUUCCGAGAGUGUUAAACAUUACUUUAGUUUUCUGCAGGUUAAUUUUUAUAUCCACCCUCCGGCUUUGCCUCUCCAGGUCAGUGAGCAUGCAUUGCAGUUGGUCCCCUGAGUUACUAAGCAAGGCAAUAUCAUCAGCGAAUCGCAAGUUACUAAGGUAUUCUCCAUUAACUCUUAUCUCCAAUUCUUCCCAAUCCAGGUCUUUCAAUACAUCCUGUAAACACGCUGUGAAUAGCAUUGGUGAGAUCGUAUCUCCCUGCCUGACGCCCCACAAUUUAAUUUAACCUUUAAUUGCAUAUAUCACAGCUUCGCAAGCAAUCGGAGCAAACGGUCUCUAAGGUUAAAUGUUCGCCCCUACCAGAUUCUCGCGUUCUUCUCCGCUCCCGAGCAGUAUCAACGCACACGGCUGGAAAUGUGCAGGAAUAUCAGAAGGAACGGCACCGCUCCCUCUCUCCUCUUGCGCGGCGCCUUAGCGCCGCGUGACGUGCAGUCGACGAGGCCAUCAUCCAAGCGCCCUCCUCCUCCCCUUGCGUAAAGAUGACGACAGCUCUCUCACGUUUAAGGCACUCACUACGGUGAGGGGGCCCGUGAUAAUAGUGAGCACGCUAUUCUGAUGGGCCAUGUAGUUGCUAAAUUGAGGGGGCCCUUUGUUGUUCCAUCACAUGUGCACCUAGUUUUGCUAGCCAGUUGACGGAGGGCGCGUCUCGUUGGGGUGCACAUUGACAACGUAACAACGCAUCGUUCUUCAUUGGAUCGCGGCUGCUAAAGCGGUAUCGACCCCCGCCCCAUGGGCUACGCAACAGGUCAUUUCGCUCACUUUGGCAUGUGCCCUCUGUGACAGGCGUGCUCGUGAAGCAUAGGACAAAAGUACAAGUACGCAGAAUUCAAACAAGAAAGAAAUAUUGCGGCAAGCUUAAAAAAAUUUCCCACGCCAUUCCAACUUAGAACCCUUCAAACAGGAACUCGACGCUUUUCCGCGGUGCCAUCAAGCAUUUUUUCCCUCCGUGGUAUUUGUUACAGUAAUAUGUAACUCAAUAAAACAUUCACCAGUUGCGGAAAGUCAUAAAAUGGCGGGCACAAUGACAGUCCCACACAGAAGACCGAGUACUGUUCAUACUUCAGGUGGAAAUGCUGGCUCCGCUUUUGCAGGAUGGUAACAAUAAACACCUAACCAAAAUGGGGUGCCAAUCCGGUUUGAUAUCAAGUCAAUCAUAAACGUGUUUUAAGUGCACAUUAAUCUGGAUGAAAUUCACCGUUGCAACUACAAUCGGAUCGGCACUGUGGUCCAUCAUACGCGUUUUCCACAAACUGUGAAUUCCCACGGGAAAAAACAUCUCGAAAGGUACAUUAUUAUCGGAGGUCGGCAGCAGCUAUCACACAUUAUGAUGACUGAUUUCAAGGUCUUUCUUUAGUCUGUUGAAAGACAUCCCAAAAUAGCGUAGCGCUUUUAGAGCUAAUAAAACAACAUUGAAUUGUUUCUGUCACAUCACAAAGACGACAUUUAACAGAAGACACAAAGAUAACCUUUUUCUUUAGCCACGUUUUUACCGGCAAGAUUUCAGUGUGAAGUUUAUAAAAGAAAGCCAGGGGAUGUAUACAUUUGACGAACUCGGUUUGUACAUCGUGGCCUGGCCAUUCAAUGCAUCAGUGAUCGGCAAAAUGGAGGCACAAGUAGCAUGUAUAGUAAAUCUUUGUAUAAUGUUUUUCGUGGCACGGAGUAUAAGUUUUCAGUAAAAAAACCGAACUAUCAGAAAAUGAAUGGCCAAGUAAGCCUCUUGCAUCUUCAAUUUCUUCUUCGCAUUUAUGCUUGUCGGGGUUCAUGCCAUAAAACCAGCUAUUAGAGGGGUUCCGCAUCGGCUGCUACCACCCGUCAAUAUGGUGUGAUGGCUAUAGUGAAGGGCCGCCUCACUAUAAUUCGUUCCAAAAAACUAAUGAUCUCACGGGAAAGUCGACCAGCACGACGGUCAGCGCCGUGCAACGGAGAGCAUCGGCGAAAGUAACGAAGGCAAGCGCAUGCGCGUUGAGAGGCAGCCUAUCCCGUUGAGAUAGCUAUGGGUUAGGCCAUUCAAAUCGGCUCGAAGCAGCCCAUGCUGCUUGUUUAUUUGUUUGCUUUGAACGCGUCAAAACAAUCACAGAGAAGACGAAGAUGACUAACUGGCAACUGCCACCAGGAGGAGCACAGUACCUGCCGGCUCUAGGGUGAAGAACAACACAAGAGUAAAACACGCAUGUCCGUCGCACACUCAUCGGGUGGCACUUCACGUCCGGCGAAUGGUCCACAAAUUAGCACAAAAUCGAAGCAGAAUAGUAGGCUAUAAUGGGCAGUCUAGAUUUGUCGGCUUCAAAAAUUAUAGACUGGCUCUGUUUGCUUGAUCACGUUUAGACGCACGAACAAUGGGAAAUAGAAUGUCGUCUGCUGUAGCAUAAGCCAAGAAGUCGGUAGCCUCUGUAAAGUGCGGACCACUGCGAACUGAAGGAGGGACAGUUGAAUAUUAAAUGCCUCAAUGUUUGUGUUGCCACGCAGGAAGCACAGUAUGCACAGAGCACCAGCCCCUGUCGGCGCAACCAUUCACCCUGCACAAAGCUUCAUUAACAGAAUCUGCGCUGUAUAUAAAUCUCGCUGUUAUUAUCCAAAGGGUUUAGUAUGCUAGAAAAUGGAUAAAGCGUACUCGAGAAAUAUAUAUUUUCCUGCAUCUCUUUAAACGGCGUCAUCAUGAUCUUAAAACUCUAAAAUGACUCACGCGUAAGAAAUCUAGAAUUGACGAAACCAGUUUGUCUGUUUGAAAACGUAAUAUUUAUGUUUAAGGGAUAUUUACACUCUGGGCUAUUCGUCCUCCGCCAUAAUUUAAUGUGAAGUGGGUUGCCAGGGUGGGAGGCGGUACAUGAGCGUGAUGCAGAAGUUGGGAUUCUCUACUGCUGCCUGAAGGGGACGUGGCCAUCACCUCCGCUUGAAAUCGAAGAAAGCUACCCACACGAGAAGAAGCAUCCUGGAUCUAACUUAGGAGAGGUGACCGUGUCAUCACAACUUUAUCAUAAAGUUUUACACAAUUCCAUUACUCGCAAGGGGCCCUGAUCAUGGGAAGGAAAUUUACAGAACAAAAAUGGUUUGGAGUGCAUAAGGCCGACAUUGUCAGGUCCGGGCCGAAAGCUGACCAUUAUCAUUGAGAAAAAAAAGGUGUUCAAUCAGUGCAUUCUACCGGCGCUAACAUAUGGGGCAGAAACUUGGAGACUGACAAAGAAGCUUGAGGAGAAGUUACGGACAGCGCAAAGAACGAUGGAACGAAGAAUGUUAGCAGUAACGUUAAGAGACACGAAGACAACGGUUUGGAUCAGACAACAAAAGGGAAUAUCCGAUAUUCUAAUUGACAUUAAGAGAAAAAAACGGAGCUGGGCAGGCCAUGUGAUGCAUAGGUUAGAUAACCGGUGGACCAUGAGGGUUACAGAAUGAGUGCCAAGAGACGGGAAGCGCAGUCAAGCACGGCAGAAUACUAGGAUGAAAUGAAGAAAUUCGCAAGCGCUAGUUGGAAUUGGUUGGCGCAGUACAGGGUUAAUUGGCGAUCGCAGGAAGAGGCCUUGAUCCUGCAGUGGACAUAAAAUAUCGGUUGAUGAUGAUUGAUCCCAGUAGACAUGUGGUCGAUUCUCCAGCAAAAAAGCUGCUGAGUGUUGCAAUUUGAGUGCUAAAUCUGCGACAUAAAUGCCGUAAAGCAAUAUGUCUUACUCUAAGCUAGCUGUUUGAGCACUGCCCCUUUCAUUAAGAAAACGGAUCCUCUGUAUAAAGAGAAUAAAGGAAAGGCUUGGUGGUCAACAACUACUAAGCUCGGUUGGCUGCUCUACACUGGGGAGAGCUCUGCAUCGUCGCAGGAGUUAGGCACAUAUCGAGCGUAGUUUGCUGUUAUUGAGGACAGUAAAAACAAUAACAACUGUGCCAUUUAAAAAAUGGAUGUUUGCAGGGCUUGAAAAUUCGCGAGUUCUUUUUGCAGCAAAGAUGCCAAGUGUGUCGACAACUUUAAUUCUACCCAGGGCAACCUCCAAAAACGAGUUGAGUGACACCUGAGCAGUAUUAAUUUUCGGUGCACACUGUGAUCUGCGAGAUGUCAUCAUUGCGUUUCACUCAAACUUGCCCUGAUACCUAGAAAAAGUAACAUUUUGCGAAUGUGCUUUUUCUUUGGGGCGAUUUUCUGGCAUUUUAUAUUGUCUGUGAUGAUCAAUCAGAACAAUAUCAAGUUCAACUCUUCUGUGGUGCUUUUUUCUUUGACUGUAAUACUGAGGAAUUGAUGUAAAAAAUACUGUAAGAGAAAAUAUAACUAUGAAUUAUUUA
Messenger RNA from Dermacentor andersoni, 7565 nucleotides. RefSeq lists its product as uncharacterized. NCBI's taxonomy places the organism in Eukaryota, Metazoa, Arthropoda, Arachnida, Ixodida, Ixodidae. The record is from RefSeq and is a predicted model, not a curated record.